Molecule: messenger RNA, 1065 nt
Organism: Rhodotorula toruloides NP11
Lineage: Eukaryota; Fungi; Basidiomycota; Microbotryomycetes; Sporidiobolales; Sporidiobolaceae
Product: E3 ubiquitin-protein ligase
Exons: 11
Coding region: 1-1065 (354 amino acids)
Biological process (GO): reciprocal meiotic recombination
Cellular component (GO): synaptonemal complex
Molecular function (GO): ubiquitin protein ligase activity
Source: RefSeq, a predicted model, not a curated record
AUGGACGAGCUGAGCGACGCUUUGCAGGGAUCCGCCGUCGUCACGACUUGCUCCCACAUCUUCUGCGUCGACUGUGCAAACGCGCUGUUCUCGGUCCCACAGAUCUGCCCCGCUUGCGAGACGGCGCUGCCAGACGCAGACGACGUUGUCCAGACGGCCCUCAACCCGCACGACUCGUACAAGACGUCAAUCCUGUCCGGCUUGUCUCCCUCGGUCAUCCUCGACAUCGCCAGCCGCGCCCUCAACUUCUACACCUACCAGGUUCAACAAGAAACGGCGUUCCAGGCGCUGAUCACCAAGAACGCUCAGGAGCGCAUCGCCGUCCUCGAGGCGCAGUGCAACACCAUCAUGCGCGAAGCGCACGCUGAGAUCAACUUGCUCAAGGAAAGACUGGCAGGUACGGAGAAGGACCUCGAGCUCGAGCGACGUCGCGUGCACGAGUUGCAGGAGACGCACAAGGCGAACGCGAAGGCGUAUCAGAAGCUCAAGUCUCAGUACGACAAGACGAAGCAGCGCUCGCUGCUCAACCCGCAGAGUGCACCUCUCGCCGGCGACCAGUCCUUCGCCAACGCCCUCGCCUCUCCCGCCCUCUCCUCCCGCCAAGUUCCCGGCACGCCUCGCCAGACAUUCGUCCCUGCACAUGCUUCAAACAACGCAGGUUUCGGCAUCCAGCGCUCGUCGUCGCGCGCGAGUGUGUCGUCGAGAGUCGGCGGGACUCGGCCCGCUGGCGGUCAGGCGGCCUGGUCUGGCUCGAGUGGCCAGCAAGGAAGGAUGAGCACGAGCUUCGGAGGCGGAGGAGGUCAGCAGCACGAAGCGUCGAGGCGUCCGCUUGGCGAGCAGAGGACGAACGUUCAGUCGAGGGGGAGUGGCGGAAGCGGCGGCAGCGGCUUCGCCAAGGCUCCUCACCACGCUCAUGAGGGCGAAGGAGGGAUGCAGUUCCUCGGGCAGCAGCAGCAGCAGUCUGGCGGGAUGGGCGGAGCGAGGUCGGGUGGCGGCUUCACGGGAUUCAACCGCAACACCGCUUUCCGCCCAGCGCAGGCCGCGUCGAGGGCCAACAGCGGCUGA